Molecule: messenger RNA, 3094 nt
Organism: Thrips palmi
Lineage: Eukaryota; Metazoa; Arthropoda; Insecta; Thysanoptera; Thripidae
Product: phenoloxidase-activating factor 3-like
Exons: 6
Coding region: 82-1404 (440 amino acids)
Biological process (GO): proteolysis
Molecular function (GO): serine-type endopeptidase activity
Source: RefSeq, a predicted model, not a curated record
UCCUCGCCGGGCCCCGGCUUGUCGGAGAGCAGCGCCGCCAGCGCCGCGCCCCUCAGCGCGGCAUGGAGCACCUCCUCGGGCAUGGCCGGCCUGGUCGGCACGGGGAGCCCCGAGGUCGUCGCCGUGACCACGCCGAACUCGGCGGCCUUGUGGUCGGACCCCGCGUCGUCGGCGUCCCCGGACCCCGUGGAGGUGGACACGGCCGCGUACGCGUCCUCCCCGGCUGACGUGUCCGUGGGGCUGCCCGUGGGGCUGUCCGCCGGCCCCGAGCUGGAGUCCGACAUGGGCGACGAGGGCGACCUGGUCUCCAGCAAGAUCCCGCGGUCGGUGCCGUACACGCUGGGGCCCACCGCCGCCACCGCCAGCAACGUGGUGCUGUGCGCGCCCGGCGCCUACUGCACGCCGCUCACCCAGUGCAGGACCAUCCUGGACCUGCUGGACCGCACGUGCCUCGCCGGCGACAAGCUGGCCCAGCUGUCGUGCGGCUCCAGGGGCUCGGAGGCCAUGGUCUGCUGUCCCCCGGGGGGCUUCUCCCCCAUCUACAUGAGCACGGGCGCCGCCAACGCCGCCCCCGUUGUGACCACCGCGCCGCCCGCCAUCACCACCCCCGACCCCCUGCCCCACAAGUGCGGCACCCCGCACCUGUACAACUGGAGGAGUCGGUACGCGGGGGUCGGCUCGCAGCCCUGGGUGGCCCGGAUCGGCUUCAAGAAGGUCGAGACCGGUGCCAUGGAGUACCCCUGCUGCGGCUCCAUCAUCUCCGAACGGGUGAUCCUGACCGCGGCCCACUGCGCGCUGGCCAAGACCGCCACGCACAAGCUGUCGGCGGUCCGCGUGGGGGAGUACGACGCCGACGAGGACCCCGACUGCUCGACGGGCUUCUGCGCGCGCCCGCCGCAGGACAUCCCGGUGGACCACGUGGUGGUGCACCCCAGCUACGAGCGCGCCUCGUUCCGCCACGACGUGGCGCUGCUCGUGCUCAAGGCCCCCAUCGCCUUCUCCCUGGGCGCGCAGCCCAUCUGCAUCAGCCAGAACGUGGUGGGCGUGGUGGGCCAGCGCGCCAAGCUGGUGGGCUGGGGGCUCGCUGCCGGCCAGAGGGCGGUGCCGGGCCAGCAGCAGCAGCUGGACCUGCCCGUGCUGCCGCUGGAGACGUGCGCGCAGGUCUACGAGCGCGUGGUGCCCGUCACGAGCGACAUGCUGUGCGUGGGCGGCGAGGACGGCCACGACGCCUGCUCCGGCUUCGGCGGCGCGCCGCUCGUCACCCUGGACGCCACCGGCACGCGCUACUACCAGAUCGCCAUGGUGUCGUUCGGCUCCACCAAGUGCGGCGUGGAGGGCGUGCCCAGCGUGUACACCAGGGUGGACCACUACGCCGAGUGGAUUCGCGCCAACAUGGUGCAGUAGCGAGCCAAGCGGCCAAGCCCAUCACCAUCACCAACGGCCAAGCAACAGCCUACGAUCAUGUGUGGUCUAGCCCGUAAUGGUAAUGUGGCGGCCUGGGUAGGCAACCCAUCGCUCGCGAGCGCAGCGCGGCACGGCGGCUGUACGGCGGCGGCCCGGGCUGCUCGGUGCUUGACCCGUGACGUCCGCCGUGGCGGUCGGGCUCGUCUCCUCAAAGGUGCGGCGGUUGUUGACAUGUGGGGUUAACGAAGGUCAGAAAUCCAAUUCCGAAAUACGCCCGCCGUUGGAGAGACGAGGGCGACCCGGCGUUCAGUUCGCCCUCGGCUGGAAACCUGCGCCCCGCACGUCCUUCGCGUCCCUUCUCUCCUCGCCCCGUGUCGCUGCGCCGUCACCGCCCUCCUGUUUCUGGCGAACGGUGCAAGGUGCGCUUCGAAAAUGUUCAUUCCUUGAGUCAAGCUGGCCGCUCCCACACGGCAGACAAUCCCAAGUCUUACGAAGAAAUUUACCAUUUUGCGACGGAAACAGCCUAGUAAUACGAACGUAGUUUUUCUUUGCAUUAUGAAAGUUUUUCUUUGCACGUUACAGUGAAAAUCGAUAAACGAUUCGUAUUAUGGAGAAAUGCUGUUUCCGUUUAUGCUGGCGCCGGAAUCACUGUAUCUCAGCUAAAAUUUCACUGUAAGACUUUUAGAGUGAACAACACUAAUUCUGUCCUGCCUGCGGCGGAGGAGCGCCUAUUCGUGAUCUUUAGCUUUAACUGACCUGAAAUUGGUUUGCUUCAUAAGUAUUACGUAACACGUGAAACUUUCCUCUCGCGCUAUUGCUUUAAACGUCCAAGGAGAUAUCAGUGUUAAAAUAGAGUGAAUUUUGUGUAAGGUUUCAAUCAAGUCGAUUGAAGGUCAAUUUAUGAGAACAAUAUGUGUCCAGCUGAAAGAUUUGUAGAGUGUAUGAUCGAGUGGUAUUUAUUACGAAGAAGAAUAAAUUAAAAGUUCCAAUUGAAGCCCAUGACAAUAACUUAUAUGCAUUUUUAAGAAUAGUGCGUAAUGAUUUUUCCAUUUAUUGUUAUUUAAUUAGUAAUUUUAAGCGAUGGGUAUCCUGAGCCGAUGUCUUCGUAGCUGUAUGUGAGUUUUCGAGUGUAAUUAUUUUAAAGAAAUACAUUACUCACGGUAGAAUUAGUUUGCACAUUUUGCUCAGGACUGCAACCCAUAGUACUACAGUUGAUAACUAUGAGAGAUCCAGUUGCGAUUUUAUAUUCAAAUAAAACAUUUGUAACUGCCAUAUCUCCUUCAAUCCUUCCAUGUUAGUUAUCUAAACUUUUCAAUCUGAAUAUAUUUUGUGCCAAAAUGAAUUGAUUUCGCAGCAACUAAAAACUGUAUAAAGAACUCCUUUCCGUUCCUUUUGUAAAUCAUAAAUGUGGAAUGCCGACUGAGGCAUUAAGUAAACUGUCACUUUAGUGUAACGUUAAUUUUUAACACCUCGGUAAAACGCGCAAUUACUAACUUUUCGAAAUCUUAAACCUAAUCAUUAGGACCUGCAAUUACUGUUAAAAAAAAGUGAAUUUUGAUAAAGUAGCAAGAGUUAUUUUUGUGACAGAACAGAGUGCAAUUGUCUAUUUGUUACUGCGCGCAAAAUACCCCUCUUUGAAUAAAUGUUCCGAGUUUGUAUGGAAAUAAACGAUUGUGAAGCAAUUCAUAAA